AUGUCCCACUCGGUGGUCCUGCGUGGUCCUUCACCAUGGGGUUUUCGCUUGGUGGGGGGGAAAGACUUCAGCGCCCCGUUGACCAUCUCCAGGAUUAACCCUGGCAGUAAAGCAGCCAUGGCAAACCUGUGCCCAGGAGACGUCAUUCUGGCUAUUAAUGGAGAGAGCACCGAGAACAUGACACACCUGGAAGCACAGAACAAGAUCAAAGCAUGCAUGGACCGGCUGCUGCUCUCAGUGAACAGAGCCGAAGGGAAGACUUGGUCACCUCCUGUCCUGGAAGAUGGCAAGGCUCAAGCCUAUCGGAUCAACAUCGAGCCGGACCCACAGGACAACGGGUUUGCCCACAGCAGGAGGUCCUUGCCCCAUGGGGCUGGUGGCAGCCCCAUGGACAACAAGCAGAUGGUGAACGUGCAGCAGCAGCAGCACCCAACCCGGCUCUACGCCAACAGCACCUCUGAGUCUGCUCUGCCAGGGCAGCUGAGUGGGCUCCACAUUGCUCCUGCCCACAGCCUUGACCCCUUGAAGUCUCUCCCACGGAACAGAAAUGGGAUUGAUGUGGAGUCAGAUGUCUACAAGAUGCUUCAGGAUUAUGAGAAGCCUGUUUCAGAGCCCAAGCAGUCUGGAUCCUUCCGAUACUUGCAGGGCAUGUUGGAGGCUGGUGAGAAUGGUGAAAAACUCGACCGACUGAGCAACCCCCGGAGCGUCAAGCCCCCGGUGUCAAAGCUCGGGGGUACCAUGGCUGGGCUGCAGAUGCUCCCCGAGUGCACUCGCUGCGGCAACGGCAUCGUGGGCACCAUCGUCAAAGCCCGGGACAAGCUGUACCACCCCGAGUGCUUCAUGUGCGACGACUGCGGGCUCAACCUGAAGCAGCGCGGCUACUUCUUCAUCGAGGAGCAGCUGUACUGCGAGACCCACGCCAAGGAGAGGGUUAAGCCCCCCGAGGGCUAUGACGUGGUGGCUGUUUACCCAAACGCCAAAGUCGAACUUGUCUAA
This is a messenger RNA of Indicator indicator, 996 nucleotides long. RefSeq names its product PDZ and LIM domain 4 (gene PDLIM4). Gene Ontology annotation, molecular function: actin binding; muscle alpha-actinin binding. The record is from RefSeq and is a predicted model, not a curated record. The transcript has 7 exons. The coding region runs from base 1 to 996 and encodes 331 amino acids. Gene Ontology annotation, cellular component: Z disc; filamentous actin; stress fiber. Gene Ontology annotation, biological process: actin cytoskeleton organization; heart development; muscle structure development. Lineage: Eukaryota; Metazoa; Chordata; Aves; Piciformes; Indicatoridae.